UCGCAACUCACCAUCCCCCUCCCAUUGCAUCAGAGAGAACGAAAAUGACUGCCUUGAGGUUUGUCAAGUCUGUUUGGGAAUCUUUCCGGGCUACGUCAGGGCUGGAGCCAAGGAUAUUGGAUAACCUCCGGAUAACUGCCGCCAGACCUGGGGUCGUCAAUUUCGAACUCGACAUCCAGAAGCAUCACACAAAUCGCCUCAAUAUCCUCCAUGGAGGAACAAUUGCGAGUAUGGUGGACCUUGGGGGCUCUCUGGCCGUAGCAUCGCGUGGAUUAUUUGCAACCGGUGUCUCAACAGAUCUCAACGUGACAUACCUCAGUUCAGGUGGGAAAAUAGGUGACAAAAUUCUGGCAGAGGUCAACUGUGACAAAUUUGGCAAAACCCUAGCAUAUACAACGAUCAAAUUCACAAAUAGCGCCGGUGACAUUGUCGCAAGAGGAAGUCAUACUAAGUACAUUGCUCUCGCCUGGAAAGACCCACAGAAUAUUGUUGAGGAACUCAAUGGACAGAGGUCUUAGUACAUCGUCAUAUAAGACUCGGUUGAGCUGGACCCUACCUAAUAGACAGCAGUUGUCCCUGGUUUGCUCUGGAUUCUAACCAGGUAGAAGGAUUGCGGGUACUACUUUCAAUUAUAUAUUUUAGAGAUGAGUAUAUUUCUGUGGAGAAUCAAUGUACUAGAAUCAAGAAUGAUACAGGGCUU
Monascus purpureus is the source of this 700-nucleotide messenger RNA. NCBI's taxonomy places the organism in Eukaryota, Fungi, Ascomycota, Eurotiomycetes, Eurotiales, Aspergillaceae. The record is from the annotation of a GenBank genome assembly.